AUGGACGAAACCCCAAAUGAGUGUUCUUGGAUGCAUUCUAUCAGGGUCACACUGGGUUCUCUUGAUCAUAGGGAAGUUAAAUCGUUCAUAAGCAGCAUUCCCAGCGUCCCCACUAAACUUCGAAAACCCAAUGACGAAGCUUACUCGCCAAAACUCGUCACGAUUGGACCCAUUCACAGAGGAACCAAAAGCCACCUGCUUGCCAUGGAAGAGCACAAAUGGCGUUACAUGCUGUCUCUACUUCACCGAACCCAAAACCCAGUUUCAGCCUUAGACAAAUGUGGCACCGCCAUUCUCGGCUUGGAUGAUGCUGUUCGUGCAAGCUACGGAGGUAACAUCAAGUAUGACCCCCACGAACUAGCCAAGAUUAUGCUUUUGGAUGGUUGUUUCUUGUUAGAACUACUUCUUCGGUUGUCGCCUCCAGAGCUAAUGAGUUCAUUUGCCAAUGACGAGAUCCAUCAUGGUUCCGAUCCUAUAGUUCAAAACCAAGAGUUCCUUUUCUCUGUCCUUACGGAUCUCACUCUGCUUGAGAACCAAAUACCCUUCUUUGUUCUCAAGACAUUAGCUAGGAUACUUUUUCCCAGUGUCUUUACGAGGGAUGCUGAUCAUCUUGUUUCUGAUCUUGCACUCUCCCUCUUCGGAUACCCUUUGAUUCAUUGUUCAAGUGUCGCCCACUUUCUCCAUCUUUUACACCUAUCCUCCGUUGUUGAUGAAGGACAGAAGGUGAAGCAAGCUUACCAAGAACUUAGGCGGUGCGCUACAAGGCUGAGAGCUUCUGGGGUAACAAUUCGGCCUGCACAUGGCAAAAUCAUCCGUAGAUUUGACUUCGGGUUUAAGUUCAGCAAAGGGGUUCUAGAAAUUCCACCUCUGCAUAUAGUGGAUACCACAGAAAUUUACUUGAGGAACUUCAUAGCUUGGGAGCAGAGUAGAAUUGGAAUCAACAGGCAGUUCACUUCCUAUGCUCUGUUUUUCAAAGGGUUGAUCUGUUCUCUCCAGGAUAUUGAGCUACUCGUCGAAAAUGGAGUUAUAGUAAAAGAAACCAAGAAAAGUAACGAAGAUUUGCUCGAAUUUUUUGGUACUGUCACAAGUGGGGUAGAUCAAAUGGAUUCAAGUUACAGUAAAUUAUAA
Prosopis cineraria is the source of this 1128-nucleotide messenger RNA. Its product is annotated as UPF0481 protein At3g47200-like. The transcript has a single exon. The record is from RefSeq and is a predicted model, not a curated record. Lineage: Eukaryota; Viridiplantae; Streptophyta; Magnoliopsida; Fabales; Fabaceae. The coding region runs from base 1 to 1128 and encodes 375 amino acids.